Messenger RNA from Solanum pennellii, 1014 nucleotides. RefSeq names its product agamous-like MADS-box protein AGL82. The coding region runs from base 1 to 1014 and encodes 337 amino acids. Gene Ontology annotation, biological process: positive regulation of transcription by RNA polymerase II. Lineage: Eukaryota; Viridiplantae; Streptophyta; Magnoliopsida; Solanales; Solanaceae. The transcript has a single exon. The record is from RefSeq and is a predicted model, not a curated record. Gene Ontology annotation, molecular function: DNA-binding transcription factor activity, RNA polymerase II-specific; protein dimerization activity; RNA polymerase II cis-regulatory region sequence-specific DNA binding.
AUGGGAAGAUCAAAAAUCAAAGUGGAACUUAUUCAAGAUCACAAGAAGAGGAUGAACACUUUUGUAAAACGGAAGGCUAGCUUAGUCAAGAAAAUUUCAGAACUCUCAAUACUUUGCGACAUCAAAGCCUGCAUGAUCAUAUAUGAAGGAAACAGUAAUUGUGAAAUGUGGCCAAAUGAUCCAAAUGAAGUUAAAGAGCUAAUAAAUCUCUACAAAGAUCAACCAUUUGAAGGACGGACCAAAAGGGGUAAGACAUUGUCCAACUAUUUCAAAGAUGAGAUCAAAGUAGAAAAGGAUCCGGAUUCAAGAUUUGACUAUUUCGAGAAUGAUGAAAAGAAAAAGGAUGAUGCCAUCAACGUAGAAAAGUAUCCGACUUGGGAUUCAAGAUUUGACUAUUUAUCUCAAAAGGAAAUACAAAAUCUUGUUGGUGUUAUCUCAAAAAGGACGGAGAAUGCAAAAGGAAGAAUAGAAUUGUUGAAGAGCAUGAAUGGAAGUUGCUCACUUUCUCAUCAACAACAAAUAUGGGACUACAACAACUUGAUGAACCAAACAUCUCUAUGGCCUAUUUCAGAUCAUGUGAAUUCUUUCAACAACAUUUUUCAAUCAAAUAUUGGUGUGAAUUCAAUGAUGGAGUCAGAAAACUGGUUGGCAAAUGAUGAAAUUGGUUCAAGUUUGGCAAUGCAUCCUCUGGGGAAUAAUUAUGGGAUUAUUGAUUCAAGUUCGACAAUGAUGCUGCCUAUGGGGAAUAACGAAAUUGGUUCAAGUUCGACAAUGCAGCAGCCUAUGUAUCAGUACCCUUUCAUGUACAAUGGCUCUACCCAUGUCAUUGGUUCAAGUUCGACAAUGCAGCCUCCUAUGGGUCAGUACCCUUUCACAAACAAUGACGACUCUACUGGGGAUAUUGGUUCAAGUUCAAUGCAGCCUAUGGGGAAUAAUAAUGAGAUUGGUUCAGCUUUGACAGUGCAACCCAUGGACAAUGACUCUACUUAUGAUUCCUGUACAUUUUAUUAUUGA